Messenger RNA from Pyricularia pennisetigena, 2250 nucleotides. RefSeq lists its product as uncharacterized. Gene Ontology annotation, biological process: attachment of mitotic spindle microtubules to kinetochore. Gene Ontology annotation, cellular component: Ndc80 complex. Lineage: Eukaryota; Fungi; Ascomycota; Sordariomycetes; Magnaporthales; Pyriculariaceae. The coding region runs from base 1 to 2250 and encodes 749 amino acids. The record is from RefSeq and is a predicted model, not a curated record. The transcript has 3 exons.
AUGUCGCAAGAUCAGGGGCUUUGGAGUGUCCGCAGAGCUAGGGAGACUCUGGGAAACCUUAACCUCAACUCUGCCAUCCCACAACCACCAUCAGCCAUGAAGCGCUCGAGCUCAAUAGCAGGGCAGGGUGCGCCGUACACCGCCGGCCACUCACGCUCGCUCUCGGGCUCGCGACAGUCCCUUGCCAUGUCGCGUCCCAGCCAGCCCGUCUUCCAGCGCACGUCGACGGGCGCCAGCUCCGGCGAGUUUGGCCUGUCGUCCGUCAAGCGGCCUUCGUCUUAUCAGAACCACACGAGUACGUUUAGCAACAGCAACAGCAAGGGCUUCACACCGGGCGGCCGCGCCUCGGUAGACAACAGAGAUAGGAGGAGCAGUGUCUACCAACCGCGUGCUGGUGGAGGCGUCCCCUCGGGUGGCCAUCAGAGCUUUUUCCAGCAGGCGCCGCAACCAGCUGGCGUACCAAAAGACCCGAGACCGCUCAAGGACCGGUCGUACCAGAACCGCAUCGGCCAGGAGCUGCUCGACUACCUGACGCAGCACAACUUUGAGUUGGACAUGAACCACAACCUCUCGCAGAACGUGAUAAAGUCGCCGACGCAAAAGGACUUUAACUAUAUAUUCCAGUGGCUCUAUAACCGUAUUGACCCUAGCUACAAGUUUAUGAAGAAUAUCGACCAAGAGGUGCCCCCGUUGCUCAAGCAGCUGAGGUACCCGUACGAAAAGGGCAUCACCAAGAGUCAGAUUGCGGCCGUGGGCGGCCAGAACUGGAGCACGUUUCUGGGCAUGCUACACUGGAUGAUGCAGUUGGCCCAGAUGAUUGAGGGCUUCGCCCUCAACCGCUACGCCGACGCCUGCCUCGAGGCCGGUGUCGACACUGUAGGUGAUCACAUCACGUUCGACUUCCUUACGGCCGCGUACGCUGAGUGGCUCGGCAUGGACGACAGCGUUUCGGAGGAGGAGGCCGACAGACUACUGAAGCCGCACAUCGAAGAGAUGGAGGCGGCUUUUGAGCAGGCCAACGCCAAACACUUUGAGGAGUUGCGGAUGCUUGAGGCCGAAAACGCCAGGCUGCUAAAGGAGGUGGAAGACCUACAAAAGUCCACGCCGGACCCGGCCAUCCUGGACCAGCACUUCAAGAUCAUGGAGGAGGACAAGGUCAAGUUUGAGGAGUACAACCAGUUGGCGAUUCAAAGGUCAGAAAAGUACGAGAACCGGAUCCAGGUUCUGCAGGAGGAGCUGGAAAAGGUCAUGGUCGAGCUGGCCGAGGCGGAAGAAGAGCGGCGCAGUCUGCAGAAGGCGGUAGACGACCAGGGGAUCAGCAUGCAGGAUAUCGACCGCAUGGCAUCCGAACGGGAGCGUCUGCAAAAGACGAUCGAGUCCGCCGGGCAACGGCUCGAGGACGUCAAGAGGAAGGUUUCGGAAAAGGAAAUCGAGGCGAGCCAGAAGCUCGAGGAGCUCGAGAGGAUGGUGGAUCGCUACAACACGGUGGCGUACCAGAUCGGUCUCAUCCCGGCGACGGCGGCCAACGCCAAGGGCAAAGACCUGGAGCUGCACGUCACGGUCAACUCGGGGCCGAGCUUCUCGGGCUCGUCGGCCUCAGCAUCCCAGCUCAAGGGCUCGUACACAGGCGGCAGCAUGGAGAACGAGCGGCUUCUGGUGGACCCGGUGACGGGCUACCAGCCGGCGCACGUGCUGAGCCUCGACCUCCGGGGUCAAGUCAGGAGCAUGCUGACGUCGCUGCGCAAGGAGAUAUCCGAGCGACGCGGGCAGGCCAUGGAUACCAUGAUGAAGGACCACGAUCUGCUGGACAGCAUCAAGGAGGCCAUGGAGGAUAAGCGCAACGAGGUCGAGGCGCUCGAGCACCGGGUGCGGGCGGCCGAGGAAGAGUUUGAAAAGACAAAGGAGGUCACCACGGCGCAGCGCAUGGCGUCGGACGCCCAGGUCGAGAAGAUGGAAAAGGAGCUGGCCAAGAUGCGCGCGAGCUUGUCCGAGUCUGUGCAGUUGUUGGAGCAGCGAGAGAUGACUACCAAUAUUGAAUACGAGCAGUUGACGCUCAAGGCAAACUCGCUGCGCGAGGAGCUCCACACCGAGAUCAUGCGCAUGCUCAACGACGUGAUCAAGUUCAAGAUGCACGUCCAAAAGAGCCUCGAGGAGUAUGAAGCCUUUGUGGCCGACGAGCUGGAGCAUGAGCUUGGGAGCGAGGACAUGAUGAAGGAUGACGAUGGCAACGACGGCGAUGGUGAUUCAUGA